AUGGAGUUCCCCGUCCCCUUCUUCCAACGCCCCCGACCCUCCCGCCCCUGCAGAGGGGAGAUCCCAGGGUUGCAGAGAUUCCUGGCCUCGGUGCCACGAAGCCCCCUCCUCACCUACUGGCCGGUGACGGGGGACUCGCUGGCCGGCGAAGCUACCACCCCCGGCCCGGGCUGGAGUCCGGGACCCCCCGAUCGGGUCACGCCCGCGCUGGGUAGUGACCGGCGCCUGUACCGCAGUGUCCUGCUCCUUCAGGGCCUGCUGCACGGGAGAGGCAGCAUGGCGCAAUGGCUAGAGCUCGGACCCGGCAGUCAGAAGCGGUGGAGCGACUGCCCACCCCCGGCCUCCGCGGCGACCCGCCUCUUCACCCUGGACCCCGGCGUGCCCAGCCCUGGCUCAGUGUCACCACCGGACGGGAUCUCUCAGGUGUCGGCAUUUGGGUCGGGUAUCGACUCCGUGCGGUCAGAAAAAUCAGCCAAAAGCCCCGCAGAACAAUGUGGUCCUGCCCUGCCAGAGCCCUGCGGGGCAGUUUCCAUGUUCGCGGGGAGGGAGAAGGAAUUUGAGGCAGCGGGAGGCGGCCUGAGGCACCGCCGGCCCCCCCCCGUCCCGGACCGCGGGCAGCAGAGCCGGGGCGGCCAGAGGUACCAGCGGGUCCGGAUGGGGUUUUCGGAGCUCCUGAACUCCAUCGGGGGCCUGGGCACUUUCCAGAAGGUGCAGACUGCCCUGCUGCUCCUUCCCUGGGCCCUCCUCUCCAGCCAGAACCUCCUGCAGAACUUCACGGCGGCCGAGCCGGACCACCGCUGCCGGCUCCCGCCUCCGGACAACCGGAGCGGCUCGGGCGACCUGACGGGGCCCGUGGGUGCCCGGGACCUGCUGAGGGCGUCCGUGCCCCUGGAUGCCCAGGGGCGGCCGGACAGGUGUCUCCGCUACCCCCGGCCUCAGUGGCAGCUCCUGCUCCCCAAUGCCAGCGCGGAGGGCCUGGUCACCGAGGGCUGCCUCCAGGGCUGGGUCUACGACCGGACCGUCUUCCUCUCCACCAUCGUGACCGAGUGGGAUCUGGUGUGCGGAAAGGAGUCGAUGAAGUCCAUAGCUCAGUCCGUCUACAUGGCCGGGCUGCAGGUGGGGGCUGUGGUCUUUGGAACUCUCUCCGACAGGUUUGGGAGGAAGACGAUCAUGACGUGGUCGGCCCUGCAGAUGUCCCUCACCGGGGUCUGCGCCGCCUUCGUGCCCACCUACGCCAGCUACUGCGCCCUCCGCUUCCUGAGUGGCAUGGCUCUCACCGGCGUCUGUCUCACCAGCCAUUGCCUCAAUGUGGAAUGGACUCCCACCCAGAGCCACACUCUGGUGAACACCGUGACGGCCUAUUAUUUCACCGUGGGCCAGCUGAUCCUGCCGGGAGCAGCCUACCUGAUUCGUGACUGGCGUUGGCUGCAGUUUACCCUCUCUGUCCUUUUCAUCGUAGUCUUCUUCUACUCCAGGUGGCUGCCUGAAUCGGCUCGCUGGCUCCUCAUCCACAACAAGCCGCAGAUGGCUGUGAAGAGCCUCCAGAGAGUGGCGAGGAUCAACGGGAGAGCGGAAGAAGGAGAGAAAAUCACCCUCGAGGUGGUGAAUUUCCACAUGGAGAAGGAGCUGGACGCCAUGAACUCGUCCCCGUUUAUCUCCGACCUCUUCCACACCCCGACCAUGCGCAUGGUGACCUGCUGCAUCAUGCUCCUGUGGUUCGUCUGCUCCUUCGCCUACUACGGCCUGGCCAUGGACCUAGAGAAAUUCGGGCUGAACGUUUACUGGAUUCAAGUGCUGUUCGCUGCCGUGGACGUGCCCGGGAAGCUGGCGGCCGCUUUGGGGAUAUUCUGGUUUAGCCGCCGCUUCACCCUGCUCAUCUUCCAGCUCCUGGCGGGAAGCAUGAUCAUUGGCAGCAUAUUCAUCCCACCCGGCAUGUCCAUCCUGCAGAGCAUCUUGGCCCUGAUGGGGAAAGGUUUUCUGGCCAGCGCCUUCACGUGCCUCUAUCAGUACACCCUGGAGCUCUUCCCCACCGAAAUCAGGCAGAUGGGGAUGGGCGCCGGUUUCUUCAGCUCCCGAAUGGGCUCCCUGAUGGCUCCCUUCAUCUACGUCGUCGGCUCCCACGUGCCCAUCCUGCAACCGGUCCUAUUUGGAGCCGCCCCGCUGCUGUCCGUGUUCGCCGUCUGCUUCCUCUUCGACACCCGGAACCUGCCGCUGCCGGAGACCGUCCAGGAGGUCGAGGGCAGGGUGAAGAAAAGAGCCGAUCGGGGAGGCCUCUGCUGCAAGAAACGGCACCGGCUGACCCCAGGAGCCCUGGACCUGCUUCCUCAGGAGCGGGAGCCCUUAGCUGCCGACUCUCCUCCGCAUCCGGGCCCCGGGGCCUCGUCCUUCCCUCACGAAGCUACGUGA
This is a messenger RNA of Ornithorhynchus anatinus (platypus), 2406 nucleotides long. Its product is annotated as solute carrier family 22 member 20-like. Gene Ontology annotation, molecular function: transmembrane transporter activity. The record is from RefSeq and is a predicted model, not a curated record. Gene Ontology annotation, biological process: transmembrane transport. Gene Ontology annotation, cellular component: membrane. NCBI's taxonomy places the organism in Eukaryota, Metazoa, Chordata, Mammalia, Monotremata, Ornithorhynchidae. Bases 1 to 2406 code for a protein of 801 amino acids. The transcript has 13 exons.